Molecule: messenger RNA, 758 nt
Organism: Meriones unguiculatus (Mongolian gerbil)
Lineage: Eukaryota; Metazoa; Chordata; Mammalia; Rodentia; Muridae
Exons: 3
Coding region: 45-758 (237 amino acids)
Biological process (GO): innate immune response; phagocytosis, engulfment; defense response to bacterium
Cellular component (GO): blood microparticle; external side of plasma membrane; immunoglobulin complex, circulating
Molecular function (GO): immunoglobulin receptor binding; antigen binding
Source: RefSeq, a predicted model, not a curated record
UGAAUUCCCAGUCAGUGAUCAGCGCUGAACACGGACCCGUCACCAUGGAUUUGGGGCUGAUUUGGGUUUUUCUUGUUGCUCUUCUAAAAGGUGUCCAGUGCGAGGUGCAGCUUGUGGAGUCUGGGGGAGGCGUGGUGCAGCCUGGGGGCUCCCUGAAGCUUUCCUGUGUAACCUCUGGAUUCACUUUUAGUGGUUACUGGAUGGACUGGGUCCGCCAGGCUCCAGGGAAGGGGCUAGAAUGGGUUGGAGAAAUUAAUCAAAAUAGUGAUACCAUACGCUAUGCACCAUCCGUGAACAAUCGAUUCACCAUCUCCAGAGACAACGCCAAGAACACUCUGUACCUGCAGAUGAGCAAAGUAAAACCUGAGGACACAGCCACUUAUUACUGUGCAAGAGACACAGUGAGGGGAUUUCAGUGUGGACCCAGACAUAAACCUCACUGUGUUCUGAGUGACAUGCAGCUGGCAGAGUCUGGAGGAGGCUUGGUGCAGCCUGGAAAGUCCCUGAAACUCUCCUCUGUGGCCUCUGGAUUCACCUUCAGUAAUUUUGACAUGAGCUGGGUCCGCCAGGCUCCAGGGAAGGGGCUGGAGUGGGUCGCAGCCAUUAGUUAUGUUGCUGAUAGCACCUAUUAUGCUGAAACCGUGAAAGGCAGAUUCACCAUACCCAGAGGCAUCGCCAAGAACGCGUUGUACCUGCAAAUGAACAGUCUGAGGUCUGAGGACACGGCCACAUAUUACUGUGCCAGAGACACACAGUGA